Dipodomys ordii (Ord's kangaroo rat) is the source of this 891-nucleotide messenger RNA. It is a transcript of the gene Odam, whose product is annotated as odontogenic, ameloblast asssociated. The transcript is spliced from 10 exons. Lineage: Eukaryota; Metazoa; Chordata; Mammalia; Rodentia; Heteromyidae. Bases 1 to 891 code for a protein of 296 amino acids. The record is from RefSeq and is a predicted model, not a curated record.
AUGAAAGCCCUAAUUCUUCUUGGACUCCUGGGAGCCACACUGUCAGCUCCACUUAUUCCACAGCGUCUUAUGUCUGCCAGCAACAGCCAUGAGUUACUUCUGAACCUCAAUAAUGGUCAACUUCUGCCACUACAGCUGCAGGGUCCAUUUAAUUCUUGGAUUCCUCCCUUCUCUGGUAUUCUACCACAGCAACAACAGGCUCCAAUUGCAGGACGCCCCCAAUUCCCAUUGUCAAUUCUAGAUGGAUUUGCAGGACUGUUUCCAAAUCAAAUACCUUUCCCAAGACAAGUGAAUUUUGCCCAAGGAGCCCAGGCAGGCCAGCUGGAUCCCUCACAGCCUCAAACACCAUCGCAGACCCAACAGGGUCCCAAUCAUAUGAUUCCCUAUAUAGUUUCCUUUAAAUUGCCUCAAGAACAAACACAGAUGUUUCAGUACUACCCAGCUUACAUGAUCCUGCCUUGGGACCAGGCUCAACAAGCAGUCACUCAAUCACCCCAACAAACAGGGCAGCAGCAAUUUGAGGAGCAGAUACCAUUCUAUACCCCAUUUGGAUAUGUUCCUCAGCAAGUUGAACCCGGUGUACAAGGAGGACAGCAGCAAUUAUCUUUUGACACAUUCUUGGGUACAGCUCCUGAAACUGUGGGGAUGCCAGCUGAAGGAGGAGUACCAUAUUUACAAAACGAAGUAAUAAGCUUUAGGCAUGAGAGUGCAGGAGUUCUCAUACCGUCAACUACACAAAAACCCAGCACCACCGAUUCUUUUACUGCCACUAAAGACCCAACUCUUGCCCGGCUGCUUCCAGAAGAGAAGAGAAAAGAAUGUGAUGGUGCCUUGGAUAUCUUUUACGUUGUUGCUUCUUCAAAGCUAAUAGCAGCCUUCGCUCUUCUCUGA